Molecule: messenger RNA, 1287 nt
Organism: Durusdinium trenchii
Lineage: Eukaryota; Dinophyceae; Suessiales; Symbiodiniaceae
Source: the annotation of a GenBank genome assembly
AUGACACUUCGUGAGGCAGACAUGGAGGACGCCCGAGACGUGUGCAUGUCGGACCGCUUGAUCCCCAACCGCCAGACGUGCUGCGAUCCGGUUCGACAGCUGAAGCUCGAACGAGACGAGAACUGGGCGCCUCAGAACGGUUACCAUGAAGUGCUUUCGCAGAACGUCUUGGGGAAGGAGGCCUUGAACAACGUGAAGAUUUUGAGCUACCAGCACAAGCCAGCACGUCAAGAUCCCCAUCUUAGUGAACUGAAAGUACUAUACAGCAGCAAUCGCGAUGCCGGGCACCGAAGCCACGUUCGACCCUCACGACAUCUACCCCAGAGUGCCACGAAAGUGCUGGAUGCGCCGGGCAUUUUGGACGACUUCUACAGUCACCCGGUGGACUGGUCGUCUCAGAAUGUGGUUGCGGUGGCCUUGGCAGACAUGGUCUUCUUGUUUGAUGCCGCAAGCGGAAGUGUGAAGAAGCUUCUCCAGCUGCCGAAUGGCUCCAUCACCACCCUUCGAUGGACGGAGACAGGUGGGCACCUGAGCAUCGGCUCCUCUGCGGGCGAGGUGCAGAUCUGGGACGCCGCCUCGCAGCGGCAGCUGCGCAACCUGCGCGGCCACCAGGGACGCAUCGGGGCAUUAGCUUGGCACAAGCACAUCUUGAGCAGUGGCUGUGCAGAUGCGGAAGUUCAUCAGCACGAUGUGCGAGUGCGGGAGCACCUGGUGAACCGCAUGGUGCACCAUACCGACUUGGUGUGCGGCUUGGACUACAACUCCGAGGGCAUGUUGGCGUCCGGUGGGAAUGACGACACGGUGUGCAUUUGGGAGACGACGACCUCCCAAACUCCCAUACACACCUUUACAGAGCACCACGCCGCGGUGAAAGCGCUCAAAUGGUGCCCUUGGCAACGACACGUCCUGGCCACGGGUGGAGGCUCCUCCGAUCGACAGAUCUGCUUGUGGAAUGCCUCCAGUGGAAGGCUUCUGAUGUCCACGAAUGCCGAGAGUCAGGUCACCGGCAUCUUGUGGGGAGAGCAGGAGCGAGAGCUUCUAACCGCUCAUGGCUAUUCGAGGAAUCAGUUGUCCUUGUGGAAGUAUCCAUCUUUGGUGAAGGUGGGCGAUCUGGAAGGGCACGAGGGCCGACUACUAGGGCUGGCUCAGAGCCCUGAUGGUUCCUUGGUUUGCUCACCGUCCGCCGAUGAGACCUUGCGAUUUUGGAGGGUCUUCUCGGCGAGUUCCAAAAAGCCAGUGGAGAGCAGCAAGAGCAAUGGAAACAACAUCCUGAAGACCAUCCGUUGA